This is a messenger RNA of Trematomus bernacchii (emerald rockcod), 2162 nucleotides long. It is a transcript of the gene abraxas2, whose product is annotated as abraxas 2, BRISC complex subunit. Bases 26 to 1498 code for a protein of 490 amino acids. The transcript has 9 exons. Gene Ontology annotation, biological process: mitotic spindle assembly; protein K63-linked deubiquitination; attachment of spindle microtubules to kinetochore. Gene Ontology annotation, cellular component: nucleus. Gene Ontology annotation, molecular function: microtubule binding; polyubiquitin modification-dependent protein binding. The record is from RefSeq and is a predicted model, not a curated record. Lineage: Eukaryota; Metazoa; Chordata; Actinopteri; Perciformes; Nototheniidae.
UUCCACGCUUUCAGUAGGGACUUCCAUGCUGGUUAGGAGGAGACUGUCAUUCGUCGCCUACAGUUCCCAGAAUACUUUGCGUUGGAGGAGCGUGCCUGCAACCGCAGGGGGCGCUGGGAUUGAUAGGGAUGUUUCCAUCAUGGCGGCAUCCAUUUCAGGUUAUACUUUUAGUUCUGUGUGUUAUCACAGCGCCAACAGCAACUCAGAUCAUGAGGGCUUCCUAUUAGGAGAUGUAAGGCAAGAAGAGACUGUCACCAUCACUGACGCACAGAUCAGCACGGCAGAGUUGCUCCAGGUAGUAGAAAUCCAUAACCAUGAUCCUUGUGCACAGUUAUUUAGCUUUUAUGACUACGCAGGCAAACUCAAUGAGGAAAAUCUCAACAGCAUACUUAAAGAUAGGCGGAAAAACGUCAUUGGCUGGUACCGGUUCCGGAGGAACACGCAGCAGCAGAUGUCUUUCAGGGAACAGAUCAUCCACAAACAGCUGACUGAGCUUCUUGGUGUGCCCGACCUCGUCUUCCUUCUGUUCAGCUUCAUCUCCACCGCCAACAGCUCCACACACGCACUAGAAUACGUGCUUUUCAGACCUAGCCGCAAUAGGUUCAACCAGAGGAUAACCCUCUCAAUCCCAAACCUUGGCAACACGAGCCAGCAGGAGUACAAAGUCUCCUCAGUGCCCAACACCUCACUCAACUACACGCAGGUCAUCAAAGAGCACGGGGCUGAAUUCUUUGACAAAGAUGGUGUGAUGAAGGAUAUCCGAACAAUAUUCCAAGUCUACAGUGCACUACAAGACAAAGUGCAGGCUGUGUGUGGGGAGGUAGAAGAAAGUGAACGUGUGAAGGAGAAAAUUCAAGAGGAUGUGAACAAACUCAAACAACAAAUUGCUCUAAGGAAACGCGAGACAGCAGAAGAGGAGAGAAGGCUGCGGGAGGCCCAAAACACAGACUCCCAUCCCACUCCAGAGGAGAACACGGAACCCUCUGAAGCUUCCUCUCUCUCCAGGAUAACGUUUCCCACCCCCUCUGCUCCGGAGCGGCCCAGUACCUCACCCAACCCUCCAUCUUACACUGACCUCUUGUCCCAGGAUGACUCUCUGCUCUCCUCCUCCUCUUCCCCACCCACCAGCGCUGCUCUGCUGCCCCGACCUCAAGCUGUGGGCUCCCCGGGACACCCCCCUCCCGGCCCGCUGGGGAUGGGCCUCGGGUUGGGCCUCGGGUUGGGCCCGGGGCUCGGUGCCAGCUCUAAUCCUGUCGCCACUCCCAGCACCCCGUACCUUGGCAAUGGGGACGGAUCGAGCUCUGACUCAUUAGACAGACAAGCUGCUGGGCAGGAAGACGACGAGGAGGAUGAUGACGAAGAUGAGGACAGUAGCGAAUAUGAGAACUUAGUGAGUGAAGCUGCUCAUCUGCCAAUAGCCUCUGGCAGCGUUUUAACACAAGGCCGGCCGGCUGCCCUCGGUCCGGACGGGGACGCUCGCGGCUCACAGACAACAUAGAACCAUGCCACAGGGUGUGUACAGGACACAAUUAAGUGACGCACCUUGAUAGGAGGGCAUCUCAAGCAAUCAAAGAUAGACAAAAGGAAGUGCCAGUCCUGAAAGUGAAAGGCAUGCACAGGUGGUGUCCCUCUGCGAGUGUUUCUUGUCUUAGUCUUAUCUCCAUUUUAAGGGGAAACUUUGGUAUGCUUUGCAGGCUUAACAGGUGUGUCUCACUGCGGGAAAAGAUGUCUGUCUGAAAUAGGGUCGGUCUGGGUACUUCAGUGCGGAUGUUUUGGCUCUCUAAAUGCUCCAUGCUUUCUGUAUCUUUUGUUUCACAUUUGCUUCACCAAUUCUAAGCACCCACUUUUGCAUUACCUCUUGCACUAUUUGUUUGCCUUCUUUUUAACUAACGAUCCAAGAAAAACAAAAGGAGAACAUUAUGCACACUUCCAAAAAUUGUUUUUAACAAGAAGUAGGUAAACAAUGGUUAACUUUUUAUGUUUGAUUUGAAAAAGAGAUUUAAAUUAUGUAACUAGAACUCCUUGAAAUGCAAAUGUAUCACGUUUGGAUUUUGAACUUAUUAGUUUUUCAUUUGUAUGUUCCACAGUCUCUAAUUAAUCAUACAAAAUUUACUUCGCCACUUUUUAAAUGGGUGCUUUAUAUAUACAUAAUUAUAUAUAUA